UAGAGUUCCCAAGUAUACAAAAACCCAGUUAGGACAGAGGGUGGGUUUGCAUGUUUUUGAGAGAAGGCAAGAACAGGGUCAGCGUGGCUCUUCCACCAAUUCCUCCUGAAGCAGCUGAUGGAUAGGUAAAAGUCGCCAUCUCUUACUUACCAUUACCAGUUAGCAAAAAAUGAUCGGCCCACAACAGUGACACUCAAGUACGUUCCUUUUGUCGGUUCGAAAUUUACAAGAAGAAACAUAGCCAUCCAUAGCUACAACCAUUCUCAACCAUUGUUUCUCUCGUCACUCUUUCAUCUCUAAGAAUUGAAAAUGGAAGCUCUGGGAGCUUCUCUGUUCAAUUCUCUUCACAUGUCAACAAAAUCGACAACCCUUCACAAAACCCACUUCCCCAAAUCCAUGUUCUUUAAUCUUCAAUCGACUAAUUCGCUACCCAUUUCAUCUUGCCCAACCUUUCACAAUAAAGUCUCCAAAUUUAAGGCUUUCACGACCAUUUCACCAUCUUCGUCUACGGUCUCUACAGACCCAGAUGUAGAAACCGGAACAGAAGGAGAGAAAUUUGAUUGGCUUUCACAGUGGUAUCCGGUUAUGCCUGUGUGUGAUUUGGACAAAAGGGUGCCACAUGCAAAGACGGUGAUGGGUCUUGAUGUGGUGGUGUGGUGGUAUAGGCAUGAGAGUGCAUGGAAGGUGUUUGAUGAUAGUUGUCCUCAUAGAUUGGCUCCAUUGUCCGAAGGGAGGAUUGAUCAGUGGGGAAGGUUGCAGUGUGUGUACCACGGUUGGUGUUUCGGUGGCUCUGGUGACUGCAAAUUUAUUCCUCAGGCUCCUCCAGAUGGUCCUCCGGUUCACACAUUCAAGAAAGCCUGCGUAGCUGUUUAUCCAAGUACUGUGCAGAAUGAAAUUUUGUGGUUCUGGCCAAAUUCUGAUCCUCAAUAUAAGGAUAUCAUUUGGAAGAAAAAGCCUCCCUACAUUGCAGAAUUGGAUGACCCAUCAUAUACUAAGUUAAUGGCAAACAGGGAGUUUCCUUUUGGGUAUGAGAUCUUGAUUGAAAAUCUAGUAGACCCUGCUCAUGUUCCAUAUGCUCAUUACGGAAUACUUCCAAAUCCUAAUGCCAAUAACAGAGAUAAGGCUGAUAGAGAAGGAGGUAUACCUAUGGAAAUAAGUAUACAGAAGUCAGAUAUAGAAGGUUUCAAUGCUGCUAGAGUUGGCAGGAAUAGCAAAUUUAUUGCACCUUGUUUAUAUUAUUCGGCAGCCAGUUUCAUGCAAGAUGGUGUUAAUAUGCAAGGCAAUAAAUCGAAGGCAUCCGAUAAUGUGGCUCCACGAAGAGUUCUCAUGAUAUUUCUCUGUGUUCCAGUUAGUCCAGGAAAGAGCAGAUUAAUAAUCACCUUUCCAAGAAAUUUUGGAGUUUGGAUUGACCGGAUUGUUCCACGAUGGAUGUUUCAUAUUAAUCUAAAUCUUGUUCUUGAUUCAGAUCUAUAUCUUCUUCACAUUGAGGAGCGCAAGCUAAUGGAUGCCGGCCCUCGUAAAUGGCAAAAAGCUUGUUUCGUGCCAACAAAGUCGGAUGCCCAAGUUGUUGCUUUCAGAAAAUGGUUAAACAAGUAUUCUGAGGGUCAAAUCAACUGGGGUGACAAGUACCCUAAAACACUUCCCCCAUCUCCUCCUAAAGAACAGCUGAUGGACAGGUACUGGUCUCAUGUGGUGAACUGCAGCAGUUGUAGCUUGGCGUAUAAGGGUCUAAAUGCACUAGAAGUUGUGCUUCAGCUAGUCUCCAUUGUUUCUCUUGGAAUAGUUGCUGCAACAAAGCACAGUGUAUUGUCAGCACCUGCAAGGACUUCAUUGGUCUCCAUGGCAGUGCUGUGUUUUGCUGCUUCAAAAUGGUUGUCCAACUUCAUCUACAAAAACUUCCAUUUCCAUGACUACAACCAUGCCCUCCGCUGAUACAAGAUGGUGAGAUCCCUUCUAUGGUACAAUGCAUGAAAUUGUCCUCAACUUUUAGUUUUAUGGCUAUAGAAAUUCCAUUUAUGUAGCAACAAAUUUGUGUUAUUAUGGCAA
Molecule: messenger RNA, 2046 nt
Organism: Tripterygium wilfordii
Lineage: Eukaryota; Viridiplantae; Streptophyta; Magnoliopsida; Celastrales; Celastraceae
Product: protochlorophyllide-dependent translocon component 52, chloroplastic-like
Exons: 8
Coding region: 310-1932 (540 amino acids)
Molecular function (GO): 2 iron, 2 sulfur cluster binding; chlorophyllide a oxygenase activity
Source: RefSeq, a predicted model, not a curated record